AUGAAUCACUUUCAUGGAAACAUUCCAGCAGAAGUGACAAUUGGUGAUGUUCUCCGUGAACUCAACUUGGAUCAUAAUGAAUUUGAAGGGCCUUUACCCCGUACCCUCAUCAACUGUACUCAUCUCAAAGUUCUAGAUGUUGGAAACAACAGGCUAAAUGACUCAUUCCCACACUGGCUAGAUGCUCUUCCACAUUUGGUAGUGCUUGUCUUAAGAUCAAAUCAUUUUCACGGAGUGAUACGCAAUCCUACCACUAGGCAUCCAUUCCCUAUGUUGCGGGUUUUUGAUCUCUCCAACAAUCACUUCACAGGACCUUUUCCUGGACAUUAUUUGCUGCAUUUUACUGGUAUUACAAGUAAUAUUACUUCUGAUAUACUAGUAAACUACUCCAACGGCAACUUAUCAUACAGUUAUGAGUGCUCUGCAUCACUAGUGGUGAAAGGAUUAGAAGCCUCUGUUAUAGGAAUUCUAAAGCUUUACACGAGCAUCGACUUAUCAAGUAACAUGUUCUAUGGAGAGAUUCCAAUUUCCAUAGGAAACCAACUUUAUACUCUUCGGCUUCUUAAUCUGUCUCACAACAGGUUGACCGGCCAUGUACCUCCAUCACUGGGAGAUCUAACUUUGCUUGAGGCCCUAGACAUCUCCAACAACCAACUCACAGGGGAGAUUCCGUGGCAACUCUCAAACUUUGGAUUCCUCGGUGUUUUAAACCUCUCUUAUAAUCACUUAUCUGGAGCAAUACCCCGCAGUAGACACCUUGAUACAUUUGGCAACAACUCCUAUUUGGGGAACACAGGGUUGUGUGGGUUUCCAUUGACACUAGAAUGUGAAGCUAAAAACCCACCUGUGCACUCAAAAGAAGAGGAGGAGGAGGAAGAGGAUUCAGGCUUUUUUAAUGGAUUUUCUUGGCAGAGCGUGACAAUAGGAUACUGUUGUUCAUUUCCAUUUGGAAUUUGUGUGGGAUAUUUUGCACUGCGAUAUGGAAAACUCAACUGGUUGUUAAGGAAACUCAUAUGGAAGAGAGGAAAGGGUUCCAAAAAUACUGUUUCAAGAAGACAUGCCAGGAGAAGAACACAUUAA
This is a messenger RNA of Ipomoea triloba (trilobed morning glory), 1080 nucleotides long. Its product is annotated as receptor-like protein 9DC3. The transcript has a single exon. Gene Ontology annotation, molecular function: protein binding. The coding region runs from base 1 to 1080 and encodes 359 amino acids. Lineage: Eukaryota; Viridiplantae; Streptophyta; Magnoliopsida; Solanales; Convolvulaceae. The record is from RefSeq and is a predicted model, not a curated record.